Lodderomyces theae is the source of this 573-nucleotide messenger RNA. RefSeq names its product Ahp2p (gene AHP2). Gene Ontology annotation, biological process: cellular response to oxidative stress; cell redox homeostasis; hydrogen peroxide catabolic process. The transcript has a single exon. NCBI's taxonomy places the organism in Eukaryota, Fungi, Ascomycota, Pichiomycetes, Serinales, Debaryomycetaceae. Gene Ontology annotation, cellular component: cytoplasm; mitochondrion; peroxisome. Bases 1 to 573 code for a protein of 190 amino acids. The record is from RefSeq and is a predicted model, not a curated record. Gene Ontology annotation, molecular function: thioredoxin peroxidase activity.
AUGACACUUGCACAAGGCUCUCCAUUUCCAGAAGGCGUGAAAUUCGCAUACAUACCAAUAAACACUGACGACACCAGACUCAUUGACCCCCUUGUUUGUCAACAACCACUACCACUAAAGCUCGAUGAAGUAAUUGGCUACUUAUCCACCACACCACAACACAAGAUUCUCAUCGUGUCAGUGCCUGGGGCAUGGACACCCACGUGCGGAGAAGUCCACGUACCUCCAUACUUGCAAAACCUUGCAUCAUUGGGGGCCAAAGGGAUCGGAUGUGUUAUUGUCCUUGCUUCAAACGAUCCAUUCGUGGUUAAUAGCUGGGGAAAAGUGUUGGUUAAACAGUUUUACAAUGUUGAAGAUAAUGCCAAAGGUGUGAUGCCGAAAGUCAUAUUUGCUAAUGAUGUUGGCGGUUUUAGUCGUGAGAAUGGCUUGGCUAUGGAUGCGGGUGGGUUUUGGAGGAACAAGAGGUAUGCUGUUGUUGUGGAUGCUAAGACGAGGAAUGUCGAGUACCUUGGUGUUGAAACUGAGAGAAAGGUGGACAAGUCUGGGUAUGAGACUGUUUUGGCGAAAUUGUGA